Linnemannia hyalina is the source of this 549-nucleotide messenger RNA. The record is from the annotation of a GenBank genome assembly. NCBI's taxonomy places the organism in Eukaryota, Fungi, Mortierellomycota, Mortierellomycetes, Mortierellales, Mortierellaceae.
AUGUUGACGAACUACCCCCAGACGGACAAGAUUCCAAACUCUGAAGAAACUAUGGAGUUACCCGCAGAGAAAAGGACCUUCCCAUGCAAGUCGCUCAUCAAAGGCGUUAUCAGUCAUAGCCGCCCCUAUCCAAGCUCUCCCACCGAUGUCCCCUACGGCAAGGGCCUCAUCGCUACCCAGGACUGCCCUGUGGGAACGGUGAUGGAGAAGUUCGAGGGACCCGUGGUAGAGUACUCGGAGCUAGGAUCGGACGAUAUCAUCUACGCACUCAACUUUCAGCAGGACGGCCAGUGGAAGUGGAUGGUAGCCCCGACACCCGCGAUCUAUGCCAACCAUAGCUGUCGACCCAACUCGACAGUCAAUGGAAACCAGGAGAUUGUCACCAUCCGACCGAUUAAGGCUGGAGAGCAUGUUGUUUUCAUGUACAACUAUGGUACGGCUGAGGACAAGUGGGAUCCAUUGUGGACGUUCGAGUGUCAUUGUGGCGCAAAGAAGUGUCAGGGGUUGGUCAAUAGAUACAGGUCAUGGGAGCCAUUGUACGAGGAAUAA